AAUUGGAAACUAUUGAUUGUGUAUUUUUGUGCGAAAAUCGUGCAAAAGCAUGGGAGAUUCACUGGAGAACGCCGAUACGUCGGUGGAUCCGGUGGUGAAUGUAUCCAUCGUCAACUACGACUCUUUUGCUAAUUAUAUUCGCAAGGCAGUGACCAUUCUACUGCCCGAGGAGGAUGUUGUCCCACCUUCCUUAAACAGGGCGCUGGACGAUCCUAUAAACCAGGAGACAGUGAAGAAGUUUCUGUCUGACCCGCAGGUGCAGGCUCUCUAUAUCCAACGCAACUGCAUUAAAGAAGAUGACAGCGAGCAACCAGCUGAGGGCGAGGAGGAAAAGGAGCAGGUGACCUACCAAAUCAGCAAUGAUGUCCAUUUCACUAACAGCCGCAUGGCGUCGCUGGCCUGCAUCAAACGCGGCGCUGUCGUUGAGGCAGACAAAUCCAUACAUUCGCAGUUGCGGUUGAUUAACUUCUCGGACGGUUCGCCAUAUGAGACGUUGCAUGCAUUCAUUAGCAAGUCGUUGGCGCCGUACUUCAAAUCGUACGUCAAGGAGUCAGGUCGCGCUGAUCGCGAUGGCGACAAGAUGGCACCAUCGGUUGAGAAGAAACUGGCGGAGCUGGAAAUGGGUCUUUUGCAUUUGCAGCAGAACAUCGAUAUACCCGAGAUUACACUGACAGCUCAUCAGACUGUCAACACUGUCAUACGGACAUGCAAUGCAGAAGGCCGCAAAGCUAAAGUAGCUGAUUUCGGUGACAAAGUGCAAGACUCUUCAUUCCUAAAUCAGCUUCAAAAUGGCGUAAAUCGUUGGAUUACCGAAAUCAAGAAGGUAACCAAAUUGAAUCGUGACCCCGGAUCGGGCACAGCCUUGCAGGAAAUAUCUUUCUGGCUCAACUUAGAGCGUGCUCUUUAUCGCAUUCAAGAAAAACGCGAGUCGCCAGAGGUAGCCCUUACCUUGGACAUACUAAAGCAUGGAAAACGCUUCCAUGCCACUGUUUCCUUCGAUACGGAUACUGGCCUCAAGCAGGCGCUGGCCACAGUGGCCGACUACAAUCCGCUUAUGAAGGACUUCCCCAUCAAUGAUUUACUUUCAGCCACAGAACUGGAGAAAAUUCGGCCAGCAGUUCAGCAGAUUUUUUCGCAUUUGCGUAAGGUGCGCAAUACAAAGUAUCCCAUUCAGCGCUGCCUGAAGCUCAUUGAAGCCAUCUCUAGGGACUUGUCCCAGCAGCUGCUGAAGGUGUUGGGCACACGACGCCUCAUGCACAUUCCUUUCGAUGAAUUCGAACGCGUGAUGAGCCAGUGCUUUGAGAUCUUUAGCUGCUGGGAUGAUGAAUAUGACAAGUUGCAAGGCUUAUUGCGAGACAUUGUCAAAAAGAAGCGUGAUGAGCAUCUGAAGAUGGUCUGGCGUGUGUCACCCGCGCACAAAAAGCUGCAGACGCGCAUGGAGCAUAUGAGAAAGUUUAGACGUCAGCACGAGCAGUUGCGGACUGUCAUCUUGCGUGUGCUGCGGCCCACCAAGCAAGCGGUCACUGUCGACGGCAGUGUCGUGGAAACAAAGCAACCGUACAGCUUGGAUGCUGCUGAUGCUAAUGCCAUCGAGGAGGUCAAUUUGGCGUAUGAGAAUGUCAAGGAGGUCGACUGUCUUGACAUAACAAAGGAGGGGUCCGAGGCUUGGGAAGCUGCUGUCAAGCGAUAUGAAGAAAAAAUUGAUCGUGUCGAGACUCGAAUCACUGCACAUUUGCGUGACCAACUCGGCACGGCAAAGAACGCUAACGAGAUGUUCCGCAUCUUCUCGCGAUUCAAUGCGUUGUUUGUACGUCCACAUAUUCGUGGGGCCAUACGCGAGUACCAAACACAAUUGAUUCAGCGCGUCAAGGACGAUAUUGAGGCGCUGCACGAAAAGUUCAAGGUGCAGUAUCCGCAGAGCAAAAGCUGCCGCUUGUCCUCAGUGCGUGAUUUGCCGCCAGUAGCGGGUUCCAUUAUAUGGGCACGACAAAUCGACAAUCAACUUACGAUGUAUCUGAAGCGUGUUGAGGAUGUGCUGGGCAAAGGCUGGGAGACACACAUUGAGGGCCAAAAACUGAAGGCCGAUGGCGAUAGCUUUCGGGCUAAGCUCUCCAUAUCAGACGUGUUCCAUGAGUGGGCACGAAAGGUGCAGGAGCGCAACUUUGGCAGCACUGGGCGAAUUUUCACCAUUGAAUCGACACGGUCGCGCAUCGGGCGCGGCAAUGUGCUACGUUUGAGGGUUAACUUUUUGCCUGAGAUCAUUACGCUAGCCAAGGAAGUUCGAAACAUCAAGAACUUGGGCUUCAGAGUUCCUCUGACUAUUGUGAACAAGGCCCAUCAGGCCAAUCAGAUCUAUCCUUAUGCUAUUUCAUUAAUUGAAAGCGUUCGCACCUACGAACGCACAUUGGAAAAGCUUAAUAAUAGGAGUCUAGCACAAAAUUCAGUAUUCAAGAUCGAAGAUCGUGCCAGCAUUGUGCCUCUGGUUGCAGGAUUACGCAAGGAGGUCUUGAACUUAGUCUCGGAGGGUAUUGGCUUGAUCUGGGAAUCAUAUAAACUCGAUCCCUAUGUCUUGCGCUUGUCGGAGUGCGUUACUCAGUUCCAAGAAAAGGUUGAUGACUUACUGGUCGUCGAGGAGCAGCUGGAUGUCGACGUACGUUCACUGGAAACCUGUCCCUAUAGCGCUGCUACUUUUGUGGAAAUCCUGUCAAAAAUACAGCACGCUGUUGAUGAUUUGUCUCUGCGUCAAUACUCCAACUUAAGCGUUUGGGUCUCACGUCUUGAUGAAGAAGUUGAAAAGAAACUGGCUUUGCGACUGCAGGCCGGCAUUCAGGCUUGGACUGAGGCCCUUACCGGCAAUAAGAAGGAAGUGGACACCUCAAUGGACACGGACGCGCCAGCUCAGCCAACUCACAAGCUUGGGGGAGAACCUCAAAUACAGAACGCCGUACACGAGAUACGCAUUACCAACCAGCAAAUGUAUCUGUAUCCCUCAAUCGAAGAGGCACGUUUUCAAAUAAUGCAGCAAUUCUUUGCCUGGCAGGCAAUUGUCACCUCGCAAGUGCGUCUGCAGAGCACACGUUAUCAAGUAGGCCUGGAAAAGCCAGUUUCGCAAACGUAUCGCAAUUUGUUGACGAAGCUACCAGAGGGCAAAAUUUUGGAGAAUGCUUACGGCGCCAUCGAGCAUAAAGUUAGCGAAGUGCGCAACUAUGUGGAUGAAUGGCUGCGCUACCAAAGUCUGUGGGACUUGCAGGCAGAUACGCUAUACGGUCGUCUUGGCGAAGAUGUAAAUUUGUGGAUAAAAUGUCUUAACGAUAUCAAACAAUCACGCACAACUUUCGACACCUCGGACACUCGUCGCGCCUUUGGCCCUCUUAUAAUUGACUAUGCCAAGGUGCAAGCCAAGGUCACAUUGAAGUAUGAUUCAUGGCACAAGGAAGCGCUUGGAAAGUUUGGCACUUUGCUAGGAACCGAGAUGACCACAUUCCAUUCAAAAGUUUCUAAAUCGCGCACUGAUCUGGAAAUGCAAAGCAUUGAGGCCGCCAGCACUUCGGAUGCUGUCAGCUUCAUUACUUAUGUGCAGUCGCUGAAGAAGGACAUGAUUGCCUGGGACAAGCAAGUUGAGGUGUUCCGUGAGGCGCAGCGAAUCUUGGAGCGACAGCGCUUCCAAUUCCCCAACAAUUGGCUACAUGUCGACAAUAUCGAAGGUGAAUGGUCUGCCUUCAAUGAGAUCAUUAAGCGUAAGGACACCGCUAUACAAACCCAAGUUGCCAGCUUGCAGGCCAAGAUCGUGGCAGAGGACAAAGCCGUUGAGACUCGCACUGUCGACUUCCUAAAUGAUUGGGAGAAAACCAAACCAACUGGUGGCAAGAUUCGUCCUGAUGAUGCAUUGCAACAAUUGCAGAUUUUCGAAAGCAAAUAUUCACGUCUUAAAGAAGAACGCGAUAAUGUAGCAAAGGCAAAGGAAGCGCUCGAGCUGCAGGAGUCGGCGGUGCCCAACAACAGUGCAGAGCGCAUGAAUGUGGCUCUAGAGGAACUGCAGGAUCUUCGUGGCGUUUGGAGCGAAUUGUCCAAGGUGUGGACUCAGAUCGAUGAGACGCGUGAGAAGCCUUGGUUGUCGGUGCAGCCGCGUAAAUUACGUCAGCAGCUGGAAGCUAUGAUGGCACAACUAAAGGAGUUGCCGGCCCGUCUGCGAAUGUACGAAUCCUACGAGUAUGUUAAGAAGCUCAUUCAAAGCUACAUUAAGGUUAACAUGCUAAUUGUUGAGUUGAAAUCGGACGCGCUGAAGGAACGCCAUUGGAAACAGUUGACCAAGCAGCUGCGAGUAAAUUGGGUUAUAUCCGAUUUAACUUUGGGCCAGGUUUGGGAUGUUAAUUUGCAAAAGAACGAGGGCAUUGUCAAGGAUAUUAUACUGGUGGCUCAAGGUGAGAUGGCUCUGGAAGAGUUCCUUAAGCAGGUUCGAGAGUCCUGGCAAAAUUACGAGCUGGACUUAAUCAACUACCAGAACAAAUGCCGCAUUAUUCGUGGCUGGGACGAUCUAUUUAAUAAAGUAAAGGAACAUAUCAACUCAGUGGCCGCCAUGAAACUGUCGCCAUACUACAAGGUAUUUGAGGAAGAGGCCCUAACUUGGGAGGAGAAGCUCAACCGUAUUAACGCCCUUUUCGAUGUUUGGAUUGAUGUGCAACGUCGUUGGGUAUAUCUUGAAGGAAUCUUCUCGGGAAGUGCCGAUAUUAAAACAUUGUUGCCCGUGGAGACUUCGCGUUUUCAGAGCAUUAGCUCAGAAUUUUUAGGCCUAAUGAAGAAAGUAACGAAAUCCCCCAAGGUCAUGGAUGUCUUGAACAUUCCAGCAGUACAGAGGUCAUUGGAACGUCUUGCCGAUUUGCUGGGCAAAAUUCAAAAGGCUCUUGGCGAAUAUUUAGAACGUGAACGUACGUCUUUCCCGCGCUUCUACUUCGUGGGUGAUGAGGAUCUGCUGGAGAUUAUUGGUAACAGCAAAAAUAUUGCGCGCUUGCAAAAACAUUUCAAGAAAAUGUUCGCCGGUGUGGCGGCCAUUCUGCUGAAUGAGGAGAACAAUGUCAUUCUGGGAAUAUCGUCACGUGAAGGCGAAGAGGUGCACUUUAUAAAUCCCGUAUCUACUGUGGACCAUCCCAAGAUAAAUGAAUGGCUUUCGCUCGUGGAGAAGCAAAUGCGUUUUACACUUGCCUCCCUGUUGGCCCAAGCAGUGCAGGAUAUUAAACAGUUUCGCGAUGGCAAAAUUGAUCCGCAAAAGUACAUGGAAUGGUGUGAUAAAUACCAGGCUCAAAUUGUGGUGCUUGCUGCUCAAAUUUUAUGGUCCGAAGAUGUUGAGGCGGCUUUACAACAGGCUUCAGAAAGUAAUAACUCCAAACCCAUGCAACGGGUUUUGGGCAAUGUAGAGAGCACACUUAAUGUUCUGGCUGAUUCCGUACUUCAGGAGCAGCCGCCACUGCGCCGCCGCAAGCUGGAACAUUUGAUUAAUGAAUUUGUGCACAAGCGGACUGUUACACGUCGUUUAAUCACCAACGGCGUCACUUCGCCAAAAUCUUUCUUGUGGCUGUGCGAGAUGCGGUUCUACUUCGAUCCCCGCCAGACGGAGGUGCUGCAGCAACUGACGAUUCACAUGGCUAAUGCACGUUUCUUCUACGGCUUUGAAUAUCUGGGUGUACAGGACCGUCUUGUGCAAACACCCCUGACCGAUCGUUGCUAUCUGACCAUGACACAGGCCCUGGAAUCACGUUUGGGCGGAUCGCCUUUCGGACCCGCUGGUACCGGCAAAACAGAGUCGGUGAAGGCUCUAGGUAAUCAGCUGGGUCGCUUCGUUCUGGUCUUCAAUUGCGACGAAACCUUCGACUUCCAGGCCAUGGGCCGCAUCUUUGUGGGCCUGUGCCAAGUGGGCGCUUGGGGCUGCUUCGAUGAGUUCAAUCGCUUAGAGGAGCGUAUGCUGUCCGCUUGUUCGCAACAAAUUCAGACCAUACAAGAGGCGCUCAAGUACGAAAUGGAUAGCAACAAAGAAAGCAUUACUGUUGAGCUUGUUGGCAAGCAAGUACGCGUUUCGCCUGAUAUGGCAAUUUUCAUAACUAUGAAUCCGGGAUAUGCUGGUCGCUCCAAUUUGCCCGACAAUUUGAAGAAGCUUUUCCGCUCACUGGCCAUGACAACACCAGAUCGUCAGUUGAUUGCAGAAGUAAUGCUUUUCUCACAGGGCUUUCGCUCUGCCGAAAAACUUGCCUGCAAAAUUGUGCCGUUCUUCAAGCUGUGCGAUGAACAGCUCUCCAAUCAAAGCCACUACGACUUCGGCUUGCGUGCUCUGAAAUCUGUGCUCAUCUCAGCUGGAAACGUAAAACGUGAUCGCAUUAUGAAGAUUAAGGAACAGAUGCGUCAGCGUGGUGAAGAAAACAUCGAUGAGGCUUCGGUGGCAGAGAAUUUGCCUGAACAGGAAAUUCUUAUUCAGUCGGUGUGCGAGACAAUGGUGCCCAAGUUGGUAGCUGAGGAUAUUCCUCUGUUGUUCUCACUGCUAAGCGAUGUGUUCCCGAAUGUGGGUUACACACGCGCCGAAAUGAAAGGCCUCAAGGAGGAGAUACGCAAGGUGUGCCAGGAGGACUAUCUGGUGUGCGGGGAAGGUGAUGAGCAGGGCGCUGCUUGGAUGGAAAAGGGACUCGGAUCUACUUGGGUCGACAAAGUGCUUCAACUAUACCAAAUUUCCAAUCUCAAUCAUGGUCUCAUGAUGGUGGGACCCUCCGGUUCGGGAAAAUCCACCGCAUGGCGUACUCUGCUCAAGGCAUUAGAACGCUUCGAAGGCGUCGAAGGUGUCGCUCAUGUAAUUGAUCCAAAGGCCAUCUCCAAAGAGGCUCUAUAUGGUGUGCUGGAUCCAAAUACUCGCGAAUGGACUGACGGUCUUUUCACCCAUAUUUUGCGCAAGAUCAUUGACAACGUGCGUGGUGAAAUCAACAAGCGGCAAUGGAUUAUAUUCGAUGGCGACGUGGAUCCUGAGUGGGUGGAGAAUUUGAAUUCAGUGCUUGAUGACAACAAAUUGCUGACCUUGCCAAAUGGCGAGCGUCUCUCGUUGCCGCCCAACGUACGUGUUAUGUUCGAAGUGCAAGAUCUUAAGUUUGCCACUUUGGCAACGGUAUCUCGUUGCGGAAUGGUCUGGUUCUCUGAGGAUGUUCUCUCCACCGAGAUGAUCUUUGAGAAUUACUUGUCACGUUUGCGCAGCAUUCCCUUGGAGGAUGGUGACGAUGACUUUGUGGGGGUUGUGAAACCAGCCAAGGAUAAAGAAGAGGAGGUUUCGCCAUCGUUGCAGGUGCAGCGCGAUAUUGCGCUGCUUUUGCAGCCAUUCUUCUCGGCCGAUGGCAUUGUAGUGCGAACUCUCGAGUAUGCCAUGGAUCAAGAGCACAUCAUGGACUUUACGCGCCUGCGGGCACUCAGUUCGCUCUUCUCAAUGUUGAACCAGGCAGCCCGAAAUGUUCUAAACUUUAAUGCGCAACAUCCGGACUUCCCCUGCUCGGCUGAUCAGCUCGAGCACUAUAUACCUAAGGCUUUGGUUUAUUGCGUGCUCUGGUCAUUUGCUGGGGACGCUAAGCUCAAGGUGCGUACUGAUCUGGGCGACUUUGUGCGCAGUGUGACGACCAUUCCGCUGCCAGGAGCCGCUGGCGCUCCCAUUAUCGACUACGAGGUGAGCAUGAAUGGAGAAUGGGUGCCGUGGUCAAACAAAGUGCCCGUUAUUGAGGUGGAAACGCAUAAGGUGGCGUCGCCUGAUAUUGUAGUGCCUACGUUGGACACAGUACGUCAUGAAUCGCUGCUCUACACAUGGCUAGCUGAGCACAAGCCAUUAGUGCUGUGCGGCCCACCAGGCUCUGGUAAGACAAUGACACUAUUUUCCGCUUUGCGUGCCCUGCCUGAUAUGGAGGUUGUGGGCUUGAACUUCUCUUCUGCAACCACUCCCGAGCUGUUGUUGAAAACAUUCGAUCAUUAUUGUGAGUACCGCAAGACCCCCAAUGGUGUUGUGCUGUCACCUGUGCAGAUUGGCAAAUGGCUGGUGUUGUUCUGUGAUGAAAUUAACUUGCCUGAUAUGGACACCUAUGGAACACAGCGUGUUAUAUCGUUCUUGCGUCAGCUCGUUGAGCACAAGGGAUUCUUUAGAGCCAGUGAUCAGGCUUGGGUAUCGCUGGAGCGCAUUCAGUUUGUUGGAGCGUGUAAUCCACCUACGGAUCCUGGCCGCAAACCACUCUCGCAUCGUUUCCUGCGCCAUGUGCCUAUCAUUUAUGUGGACUAUCCUGGAGAGACAUCGCUUAAGCAAAUCUAUGGCACAUUCUCGCGUGCUAUGCUGCGGUUGAUGCCGGCUUUGCGCGGCUAUGCGGAACCGUUGACCAACGCCAUGGUUGAAUUCUACUUAGCAUCACAGGAUCGCUUCACCCAGGAUAUGCAGCCGCAUUACGUUUACUCGCCGCGUGAAAUGACUCGUUGGGUUCGUGGUAUUUGCGAAGCCAUUCGUCCCUUGGAUUCGCUUCCAGUUGAAGGCUUGGUGCGUCUCUGGGCUCAUGAGGCGCUUCGCCUUUUCCAAGAUCGUUUGGUUGAUGACACGGAGCGUCGUUGGACCAACGAGAACAUUGAUUUAGUCGCCCAAAAACACUUCCCAGGCAUUCAUCAGGAGGAGGCCCUUAUGCGGCCAAUUCUCUACAGCAAUUGGCUGUCCAAGGAUUAUAUGCCAGUAAAUCGCGAAGAACUCCGCGACUACGUUCGAGCGCGCCUCAAGGUCUUCUAUGAAGAAGAACUCGAUGUGCCUCUCGUACUUUUCGAUGAAGUGUUGGAUCAUGUGUUGCGCAUUGAUCGAAUCUUCCGUCAACCGCAGGGUCAUCUGCUGCUCAUCGGUGUUUCAGGCGCUGGCAAGACCACACUUUCACGUUUUGUGGCCUGGAUGAAUGGGCUUUCGAUUUUCCAAAUCAAGGUGCACAACAAAUACACAAGCGAGGACUUCGAUGAAGAUUUGCGCUGCGUUUUGCGUCGUUCAGGCUGUAAGGAUGAGAAGAUUGCCUUCAUUCUGGACGAGUCCAAUGUGCUAGACUCGGGCUUUUUAGAGCGCAUGAACACGCUUUUGGCCAACGGCGAAGUACCCGGCCUCUUUGAGGGCGACGAAUACACCACGUUGAUGACACAAUGCAAGGAGGGCGCACAGCGCGAGGGUCUUAUGUUAGACUCUAGUGACGAACUAUACAAGUGGUUUACUCAACAAGUCAUGCGCAAUCUGCACGUGGUCUUCACAAUGAAUCCAUCGACGGAUGGUCUUAAGGAUCGGGCGGCCACAUCGCCAGCAUUGUUCAAUCGUUGUGUGCUCAAUUGGUUCGGCGACUGGUCGGAUUCAGCACUGUUCCAGGUGGGCAAGGAGUUCACCACCCGUGUGGAUCUGGAAAGGCCAAACUGGUCACCACCUGACUUCUUUCCCUCUGUGUGCCCGCUGGUACCUGCUAAUCCCACGCAUCGUGACGCUGUCAUCAAUUCGUGUGUCUACGUUCAUCAGACGCUUCAUCAAGCCAAUGCUCGUCUGGCCAAACGGGGUGGUCGCACUAUGGCUGUGACUCCCCGUCAUUAUCUCGAUUUCAUCCACCACUUUGUCAAGCUGUACAAUGAGAAACGCAGUGAUCUGGAAGAGCAACAGUUGCAUUUGAAUGUAGGCCUCAACAAAAUUGCUGAGACUGUCGAACAGGUCGAGGAGAUGCAAAAGUCGCUGGCCGUGAAGAAGCAGGAGCUGCAGGCUAAGAACGAGGCUGCCAAUGCCAAGCUCAAGCAGAUGUUCCAAGAUCAGCAGGAGGCUGAGAAGAAGAAGAUACAAUCGCAGGAGAUACAAAUUCGAUUGGCGGAUCAGACAGUGAAAAUCGAGGAGAAGCGCAAAUAUGUUAUGGCUGAUCUGGCACAAGUGGAACCGGCUGUUAUUGAAGCACAACAAGCUGUCAAGUCCAUACGCAAGCAACAGCUCGUUGAGGUGCGCACCAUGGCUAAUCCACCAUCGGUGGUCAAAUUGGCUCUCGAAUCGAUCUGCCUGCUGCUGGGCGAGAAUGCAACCGAUUGGAAAUCGAUACGCGCUGUUAUAAUGCGCGAAAAUUUCAUAAAUUCAAUUGUAUCUAACUUCGGUACCGAGCAUAUAACCGAUGAAGUACGCGAGAAAAUGAAGUCCAAGUAUCUCAGCAAUCCAGACUAUAACUUUGAGAAGGUCAAUCGUGCCAGUAUGGCUUGCGGUCCCAUGGUGAAAUGGGCCAUUGCUCAGAUCGAAUACGCCGAUAUGUUAAAGAGAGUGGAGCCUUUGCGCGAGGAGCUACGUUCGUUGGAGGAACAGGCUGAGGUUAAUAAGCAAAGCGCCAAGGAGACAAAAGAUCUUGUGGAGCAACUGGAGCGCAGCAUUGCUGCUUAUAAGGAGGAGUACGCACAGCUAAUCUCACAGGCGCAAGCAAUCAAGACGGAUCUGGAGAAUGUGCAGGCCAAGGUCGAUCGUUCGAUAGCUUUACUCAAGAGCUUGAACAUUGAGCGUGAACGUUGGGAAUCUACCAGCGAAACCUUCAAGUCACAAAUGUCCACCAUUGUGGGAGAUGUUCUGCUAUCGGCGGCAUUUAUAGCUUAUGGCGGCUACUUUGAUCAGCACUAUCGGUUGAAUUUAUUCACCACAUGGUCGCAACAUCUUCAAUCCGCCAGCAUUCAAUACCGCGCCGAUAUUGCACGCACGGAGUAUCUGUCCAACCCGGAUGAGCGAUUGCGCUGGCAGGCUAAUGCUUUGCCGACUGACGAUCUGUGUACGGAGAAUGCAAUUAUGUUGAAACGCUUCAACCGAUAUCCACUUAUCAUCGAUCCGUCUGGACAGGCAACCACUUUCCUGUUGAAUGAAUAUGCGGGCAAGAAGAUUACAAAGACCUCAUUCUUGGACGAUUCGUUCCGUAAGAAUUUGGAAUCGGCAUUGCGUUUCGGCAACCCGCUCUUGGUGCAGGAUGUUGAAAACUACGAUCCCAUAUUAAACCCCGUGUUGAAUCGCGAAUUGCGUCGAACUGGCGGCCGCGUGUUGAUCACGCUCGGCGAUCAGGAUAUCGAUUUGUCGCCCUCGUUCGUUAUUUUCCUAUCCACGCGCGAUCCCACCGUGGAGUUCCCGCCCGACAUUUGUUCUCGCGUCACCUUUGUCAACUUCACAGUAACGCGGAGCUCACUGCAAUCGCAGUGUCUCAACCAAGUACUGAAGGCCGAACGCCCAGAUAUUGACGAGAAGCGCUCUGACCUACUUAAACUGCAAGGCGAGUUCCGUUUGCGCUUGCGCCAGCUGGAGAAGAGUCUUCUGCAGGCUCUGAACGAUGCUAAGGGCAAGAUUUUGGACGAUGAUUCCGUCAUCACAACGCUUGAAACUCUGAAGAAAGAGGCCUACGAUAUUAAUCAAAAGGUAGACGAAACCGAUAAGGUUAUUGCAGAAAUUGAAACCGUCUCGCAACAGUACCUGCCCCUUUCGGUGGCAUGCAGUAAUCUCUAUUUCACCAUGGACAGCCUCAAUCAGGUGCACUUCCUGUAUCAGUACUCGUUGAAAAUGUUUUUGGACAUUUUCUCUACGGUUCUGUACAACAAUGCGCGUCUGGAGGGCAAGAGCGAUCAUGCCGAGCGACUAGGCAUUGUUACCAAGGAUCUGUUCCAAGUGUGCUACGAGCGUGUGGCACGGGGCAUGUUGCACAAUGAUCGCCUGACCUUUGCACUACUCAUGUGUAAGAUUCAUCUGAAGGGCACAUCGGAGUCAAAUCUGGACACCGAGUUUAAUUUCUUCUUACGAAGCCGAGAGGGCCUAUUGGCCAAUCCUACACUGGUCGAUGGUCUGAGUGCCGAGCAGAUAGAGGGCGUCAAUCGCCUGGCCACUCGUUUGCCCAUUUUCCGCAAACUGGUCGAGAAAGUCAGGUCUAUGCCAGAGCUGGGAGCCUGGUUGCAGCAGAGUUCGCCGGAACAAUGCGUUCCACAGUUGUGGGACGAAUCCAAGGCCCUCAGUGCAAUUGCCAGUUCCGUACAUCAGUUACUGUUAAUUCAGGCGUUCCGACCAGAUCGGGUUAUUGCUGCGGCGCACAAUGUUGUGAACACUGUGCUUGGCGUAGACUUCAUGCCGAACGCCGAACAGGAGCUGGACUUUACGGCUGUUGUGGAGAAGCAGUUGAACUGCAACACACCAGCUUUGCUGUGCUCCGUACCCGGUUUCGAUGCUUCCGGUCGUGUGGAUGACUUGGCCGCGGAACAGAAUAAGCAAAUUUCCAGCAUUGCUAUUGGAUCGGCGGAGGGCUUUAAUCAGGCUGAGCGUGUCAUCAACAUGGCAUGUAAGAGCGGUCGCUGGGUGCUCUUGAAGAACGUUCAUUUGGCGCCACAGUGGUUAGUUCAGCUCGAGAAGAAGUUGCACUCGCUGCAGCCGCACUCUGGCUUCCGACUUUUCCUCACAAUGGAGAUCAAUCCGAAAGUUCCAGUGAAUCUCCUACGAGCUGGCCGCAUCUUUGUGUUUGAGCCUCCACCAGGCAUACGCGCUAACCUAUUGCGAACCUUCUCGACGGUGCCAGCGGCACGAAUGAUGAAGACACCAAGCGAACGCGCACGUCUAUAUUUCCUGCUUGCAUGGUUCCAUGCCAUCGUGCAGGAGCGUCUGCGUUAUGUUCCCCUGGGUUGGGCCAAAAAGUACGAGUUCAAUGAAUCCGAUUUGCGUGUCGCCUGCGAUACUCUAGACACAUGGAUCGACACCACUGCUAUGGGCCGUACAAAUUUGCCGCCGGAGAAGGUACCAUGGGAUGCAUUAGUCACCUUGCUGUCCCAGUCGAUUUACGGCGGCAAGAUCGACAAUGAUUUUGAUCAGCGUCUACUCACCUCGUUCUUGAAGAAACUGUUUACGGCACGAAGCUUUGAAGCAGACUUUGCAUUGGUAGCUAAUGUAGAUGGGGCCUCGGGAGGCUUGCGCCACAUUACGAUGCCGGAUGGCACGCGUCGUGAUCACUUUUUGAAGUGGAUCGAAAAUCUAACCGAUCGGCAGACACCAUCCUGGCUGGGAUUGCCCAACAAUGCGGAAAAGGUGCUGCUAACAACACGAGGAACCGACUUGGUCAGCAAGCUACUCAAGAUGCAGCAGCUGGAGGAUGAUGACGAGCUGGCCUACAGCGUAGAGGAUCAUGCCGAAAGCGCAGCCGCGGUCGUACGCAGCGAAGAUGGCCGCCCUUCGUGGAUGAAGACAUUGCACAACUCGGCCACAGCUUGGCUUGAAUUGCUGCCCAAGAAUCUGCAAGUGCUUAAGCGUACAGUUGAGAACAUUAAGGAUCCACUGUAUCGCUACUUUGAACGAGAGGUUCUGGCGGGAGCGAAGCUGUUGCAGACGGUCAUCUCCGACUUACAGGAUGUUGUGCUUAUCUGUCAAGGCGAGAAGAAGCAGACUAAUCAUCACCGUUCCAUGCUCUCGGAACUUGUUCGUGGCAUUAUACCGAAGGGAUGGAAGCGCUACACUGUACCCGCCGGCUGCACUGUCAUCCAAUGGAUCACCGACUUCAGCAACCGUGUUCAGCAGUUACAAAAGGUGUCGCAGUUGGUGUCGCAGGCAGGCGCGAAGGAGCUACAGGGAUUCCCCGUUUGGCUGGGUGGCCUUCUCAACCCCGAGGCAUAUAUCACCGCCACCCGACAGUGUGUGGCCCAGGCCAAUAGCUGGUCUCUGGAAGAACUUGCACUGGAAGUGACCAUUACCGAUGCAGCGCUAAAGACCGAUCAAAAGGACAGCAGUUUUGGGGUAUCUGGUUUGAAAUUGCAGGGCGCUCAGUGCAAGAACAACGAGCUGUUGCUAGCUUCUACAAUUAUGAUGGAUUUGCCGCUGACCAUCUUGAAAUGGGUGAAGAUCUCAACGGAGACACGACUCAGCAAGCUUACAUUGCCAGUAUAUUUGAACUCGACGCGGACCGAGUUACUCUUCACCGUCGACCUGGCUGUUGCCGCUGGACAGGAUUCGCACAGCUUCUACGAACGUGGUGUUGCUGUCUUGACUUCGACCGCUUUGAAUUAAAUGUUUGGCAUAAUUGUCCACUUAUCCUUAUCGUAUGAGCCCCUUAGACUUUUGAAACUUUCCUGCUCCCAUUAUAAAUUUAAAAGUGCUUGGCACAAUAUACUCUACUCUAUAUCCUACAUAUUAAAUCAAUAUAACCUGAAAAUAAAUUCACUUUAAAAUCAAACCACAACAACUUAGCAACCCCA
This is a messenger RNA of Scaptodrosophila lebanonensis, 14226 nucleotides long. RefSeq names its product dynein heavy chain, cytoplasmic (gene Dhc64C). Gene Ontology annotation, biological process: microtubule-based movement. The transcript has 18 exons. Gene Ontology annotation, cellular component: dynein complex. NCBI's taxonomy places the organism in Eukaryota, Metazoa, Arthropoda, Insecta, Diptera, Drosophilidae. Gene Ontology annotation, molecular function: ATP hydrolysis activity; minus-end-directed microtubule motor activity; dynein light intermediate chain binding. The record is from RefSeq and is a predicted model, not a curated record. Bases 50 to 14038 code for a protein of 4662 amino acids.